This is a messenger RNA of Penicillium coprophilum, 792 nucleotides long. Its product is annotated as DUF1445 domain protein. The transcript is spliced from 3 exons. Gene Ontology annotation, biological process: glutamate metabolic process. Gene Ontology annotation, molecular function: D-glutamate cyclase activity. NCBI's taxonomy places the organism in Eukaryota, Fungi, Ascomycota, Eurotiomycetes, Eurotiales, Aspergillaceae. The record is from RefSeq and is a predicted model, not a curated record. The coding region runs from base 1 to 792 and encodes 263 amino acids.
AUGGUCAGCAUGGUCAAUAUGAACAAUACUGCCCAAGAGGCACGACUGCGCUGUCGCCAAAAUCAACUCACCAAUACCGCGGGUGUUGCACCGGGAUACUUACAAGCAAACCUUCUGUCCCCCUGUCCCCUACUGGGGAUGACCGCUGUUCCGGGGGACCCAAAUUUCGUUCGACCGGCAGAGUGUAUUCGGUCCGAAGAUUUUGAUCUUCGGACAGACUUCCCCAAGUAUCGAGUAUAUUCAGCCGGAAAAUGCAUUGAGAGUCGUCGUGACUUGUUGGAUGUAUGGACCAAGGAUCAUGUGGGCUUUUUGAUUGGGUGCUCGUUCUCAUUUGAAGAUGCCCUGACAGCGGCAGGGUUGCCACCCCGUCACCAAAAGACUGGUACAAUAGUUGCAAUGUACCGAUCAAACAUUCCGUUAUUACCCGCCGGGAUAUUUACCGGUGGUCACUUUAUUGUAUCCAUGAGACCGUAUCGCUCGGAGCACAUCGAGAGAGUGAGGGAGAUCACUCGUGCCUAUUUGUCGACGCAUGGAGAGCCUGUCGCUUGGGGAUGGGAUGGUGCCAAGCAACUGGGAAUUCUUGAUGUGACAAAGCCAGACUUUGGGGAAGCGCAAACAUUUGAGGAGGGUGAAGUUCCUGUGUUCUGGGCUUGUGGAGUGACACCUCAAAUUGCAGUCGAGGCAGCAAGUGAUAAAAUUGAAGGCCUGGUCUUUGCCCAUGAACCUGGCCACAUGCUAGUCACUGAUUGGACAGCAGAAGAUUUGCAGAAACUCAAGCCGGGAAGUAUUUAG